Lodderomyces margitis is the source of this 3375-nucleotide messenger RNA. RefSeq names its product AAA family ATPase peroxin 6 (gene PEX6). The coding region runs from base 1 to 3375 and encodes 1124 amino acids. Gene Ontology annotation, cellular component: cytosol; peroxisomal membrane. Gene Ontology annotation, biological process: protein import into peroxisome matrix. Gene Ontology annotation, molecular function: ATP hydrolysis activity; ATP binding. Lineage: Eukaryota; Fungi; Ascomycota; Pichiomycetes; Serinales; Debaryomycetaceae. The transcript has a single exon. The record is from RefSeq and is a predicted model, not a curated record.
AUGCCUUCAGUUGCAGAUGCUACGCAAAAUGAUAAUACUUCAUUUGAAUCAGUGUCAACAGUGGCGAACGUCAGUGUAAUCAGUGAUCCAAAAAGGAAUGAAUUUGACAUCGUUGAGGUCUCCAAGGACAUAUUUAAUGAAAUCUUUCCUGGCAACACAGAUGCGGAAGUCGAAUAUCCCACAUACGUACCAAGGGAUAGGUUUAUUCUUGUGAAGUUAGUAGGGGUCCCAGAUUAUUUUGACAAAUUUCAAAUAAUCAAAAUUGGAAGAGUCCUGCACAAACUAACCAAGUCGAUCGUGUUUAUCAAUAGCUCAAGUUUGGCAAGAUUCAAUAGUGAUGAGUUGACGUUUAAUACGGCAGUGGUAAAAUCGAUUGACGAAGCUUCCAUUCCCAAAUUGUCACAACUUUUUGUCUCAGUACCGAACGAUAUUUACCAUUUGUUGAAGGACAAAACUCAACAAGCGAUAAAGCAAUUGUUUGUCUUUCAAUUUCUAGUGGGCAACGGUAACGUGGCUAAUGAAGGAGAUACUAUUCGUUUGAUCAACGGAAGAGCCAAUUUGUGCGAGCCUGUAGCUCAAGGUAAAGUCGAUCUUGACACAAACUUUGUUUUGAUUAACCAAAGCGAGGCUAACAAUGCUCUUAUUACCAACGGGUCUACUGACAACACUGAUGACGUCGAUAUGGGUCUAGACUUGUCGAGUUACUUGUCGUCGGGUUUGCAAUUUAAUACACAUACAAUGGCGAUCAACGCCGUCAAGUUCCGCGUUCAGCCUUUAUUUGAAAAAAUGCAUUUGGAACAUGUUCCAGAGGAAUGGCGUAAAGAGGACAAGGAGUUGUAUGUGUUUAUAAACAACUCAGACCUUACAAAAUUGGGUUUCCCCGUCUUUAAUGGUGAUUUAGUCAAGAUCAACACCGCAAAGGAGUCUGUCAUUGUUAGAAUCUUUAGCUUUACAGAACCUCAAUCUUCAUUUGGGACUGGAUACGUGUACGUGUCACCGAUACUUUUGAUCAAUUUACAGCUUAAUUUAGAUUCUCAAAUCACACUUGAACCAGUAAAGGGCGAUUUGUUGACCAGACUCAUCCCUGUUGCCGAAUCAGCUACAAUUUCCAGAGUUAGCUCGCAAAUCACCAUGGACAAAACGUAUCAGCAAAGUUUCUUUUCCAGCUUAAAAACAAUUCUUAGUGAUCAGUUGAAAUGUGUCAAGGAAGGUGAUUACUUCCCAGUUGUCAUUGAUACUGUUUUGGCAAAAGUCAUGUUUGAUAAUGCAAAUGAGGAAAAUAACGAAGAAAAUGGUGAGCAGAAUUUAGAAGUGAUUCCAGUGGGGAACCCAGAUGCAGUUGCUUGGUUCAAAGUCACAGAUAUAAAGGGCACGAAUGAAGUAGGCACCAACCAAUUUCUCAUAAAUCCAACAAAGACUCUACUUGUAUCAUCAGGUGUUGAAAGCUCGAGAUUACCAGAAAAUGAAUAUGCCAGUUGGUACCAGUACCUCAACUUGCCGCCAAUUUUCAACUACAACAAUGCAUCUAGUGAUUUCAAAUAUGCACAGGAGUUUAAAAAGAUUUUGAAAACGUGCUUAUCGUCUAAAAUCAAUCUAAGAACGUCAAUUCUCUUGACUUCAAUGAGCAGGGGGAUAGGGAAAACAACAUUGGUCCGUAGCACUUGUAUCGAAAUGGGAUUGAACUUGAUUGAACUUGACUGCUUUGAUUUCAUCAACCCCGGCCAGGAAUUGAAAACGAUUGGAUUGCUUAGUGGUAAAAUUGAUAAAUUGAUAGCAAAUGUACCAAACCAGUCAGCUUUUCAUGUCAUUUACUUAAAACACAUUGAGAAUUUGGUGCCCAAAACGGAUGAAAAUGAUCUGAAUUCUAGCAUUUUUUCGUCGCUUUCGCUAAAAGUUAUUGAAACCUUGACUGAAUACUUGGAAAAAUAUUCCAAUCUCGUUGUUGUUAUGAGUUGUAAUGAUUAUGACAAGUUGAAUGACAACUUGAAAUCAAUUUUAAAGUUCACUAUAGAAUUUACCGUACCCACCGAAAACGAACGUUUGGAGAUUUUCAAAUAUUUGGUUGCAAAUGAGAAAUCUAGAACACCAUCUACUGAUCUCACGUCUUUCCCAUUUGUGACAAGAAAAGACAUCAACGCAAAGACACUUGCUUUACAAUCGGCCGGAUUGACGCCACGAGAUUUAAUAUCGAUUAUUAAGAAAUCCAAAAAAUUGGCAAUCAAGCGGUUGACAAAAUUGUCAAAGGAACUAGGCAUUUCAGUGGAACAUUUGAUCAACAUAGGAAAUGGUGGGGUUAUAACCUGGAUACCAGAUGAUUUUGAGGCUGCCAUCAACGAAGCUAGAAACCAAUUUAGUGACUCCAUUGGGGCUCCUCGUAUACCGAAUGUUAAAUGGGAAGAUAUUGGAGGAUUGGAUUUAGUCAAGGAUGAAAUCUUGGAUACUAUUGACAUGCCUUUGAAACAUCCAGAGUUGUUCAACAAUGGACUUAAAAAGAGAAGUGGAAUCUUGUUUUAUGGGCCACCAGGUACUGGUAAAACUUUACUAGCUAAAGCUAUAGCUACAAAUUUCUCUUUGAAUUUCUUUUCAGUCAAAGGUCCUGAAUUGUUGAAUAUGUAUAUCGGUGAAUCGGAAGCCAAUGUGCGUCGUGUUUUCCAAAGGGCAAGAGACGCCAAACCUUGUGUUAUAUUCUUUGAUGAGUUAGAUUCAGUGGCACCAAAGAGGGGUAACCAAGGUGACUCUGGAGGUGUUAUGGAUAGAAUCGUUUCUCAAUUGCUUGCCGAGUUGGAUGGUAUGAGCAGCGAAGGUGGAGAUGGAGUAUUUGUUGUUGGUGCUACAAACAGACCUGAUUUGCUCGAUGAAGCCUUGUUGAGACCAGGUAGAUUUGACAAGAUGUUGUAUCUUGGAAUAUCCGACACAGACGAUAAGCAGACCAAGAUAUUAGAAGCAUUGACAAGAAAAUUCCAAUUGGACGAUGGGGUUGAUUUGAAAAAGAUUGCCGAGAAAUGCUCAUUUACGUACACUGGUGCUGAUUUCUAUGCUUUAUGUUCCGACUCAAUGUUGAAUGCCAUGACAAGAGUUGCUGGCGAAGUUGAUGAAAAGAUUAAGGGGUACAAUGCUGAAAUGGUUAGCCAGGGUAAAAACGAGGUUAAUUCAAGAUGGUGGUUUGACAAUGUAGCUACAAAUGAAGAUACUACUGUAUUGGUGAAGAUGGAGGACUUUAUCAAGGCACAAAAUGAAUUGAACCCAUCAGUGUCUGCUGAAGAAUUACAACAUUAUCUUAGAGUGAGAGAAAACUUCGAAGGUGGUAAGGAAAAAGCCCAGACACAGCUUACAAAAGAUAAUGAGUUGAGCAAUGGUUCCGUACAACAUGAGUAG